Messenger RNA from Panonychus citri (citrus red mite), 2247 nucleotides. Its product is annotated as equilibrative nucleoside transporter 3-like. Gene Ontology annotation, cellular component: plasma membrane. The transcript is spliced from 4 exons. The record is from RefSeq and is a predicted model, not a curated record. Bases 522 to 1805 code for a protein of 427 amino acids. Gene Ontology annotation, molecular function: nucleoside transmembrane transporter activity. NCBI's taxonomy places the organism in Eukaryota, Metazoa, Arthropoda, Arachnida, Trombidiformes, Tetranychidae. Gene Ontology annotation, biological process: nucleoside transmembrane transport.
ACCUUUUCCUCUCAUUACAUGAAGACAAGAUUGUAGAUGAGAAGUAAUUUAUUAAUUGUUCAAUUAUCGGUAAUUGUUCAAUUAGUGUUCUAUUUUUUUCAAGAGUCAUCCUAAUCAUCAUUAUCUUCAUCAACAAUUUGUUAAUAAUUAACUAACAAUCAUUUUCUUCCGAGACAAACAUCAUCACCCAAACAUCAUCAUUACCCUUACAUUAAAUGUCUUUCUCUCCAUGUUGAACCAUAUUGGUUAUUGAGGUUCUCUUUUAAUCAGUUAAUUUUAAUACAUUGUUUCUUAAUUUGUUUUAAUUGUUCCGGUUAAUUAAUAUUCUUAACUAUUGUAAUCAUCUCUUUUCUUUAUAAUCUCCAUCUUUACAACAAUCAGUGUUAUCCUAUUUUCAGUGUAAACAAUUUUCUUCUCUUUUGUGUCUGUUACUCUCUCUUCUGCUCUUCUCUUUUUGGUCUCAUCAACCUCCAAAUUUUAUUCAUAUCAAAAAGCUUCUAGAAUUUUAUUUUUAAAUUACAAUGGAAAGUAAUAUUGCUUCCAGAAUCAAAGAUGUCGGUAAUUUUAUUUUCCUUGCCUUGAUUCUUCAUGGAAUUGGAAUCCUUAUCCCUUGGAAUAUGGUCAUUAACUCUGGAAAUUUUUACAUUAACUACAAGUUAAAAUCGGAAACCAAUUCAACCUCAGAUCUUCCAGAGUUAACAUGGAUAAGACAAAAUUUCUAUUCUAUCAUUGGAACAUCUUCUCAAACACCUAAUCUACUUGUUACUGCUGCGAAUAUUUAUUUCCCGGCAAAAGGUGGUUAUAAAGGUUUAACCAGAAGAAUAACUUUCUCUAUGAUUGUUAUGAUUGUGACCUUAUUGUUAAAUAUAACCUUCGCCUUAGUUGAUAACAGUUCAUGGAAAUUAACUUGGUUCGCAUUACAAUUAAUUAUAUUUGUCGUUCUUUACGUUGCCAAUGGAAUCUAUCAAAAUUGUGUCUACGGAAUUGCCGGUAGAUUACCGAUGAAAUAUUCUAAUGCUGUUGUUAUUGGGAGUAAUGUUUGUGGUUCUCUAGUCUCAAUCAUGGCAAUUGUUUCACAUGCUAUCUCACCGAAUCCAUUACAAGAAGCAAUUAUUUACUUCUCAAUUGCUACGUUAAUUGUGAUCGCCUGUUUUAUUGUUCUUUUCUUCCAUGAAUCGAAUGCAUUUUAUAGUUACUAUAUGGAGAAAAGUGAAGGACCGGAACAAUUGGCCUUAACUAAUGAGAAAGUAAUCCAAGAUGAAUCGAUCCCAUAUCGUCAAAUAUUUGAGAAAAUUUCUGUUAUGUGUUUCAAUAUAUUUUUUGUAUUUUGGGUAACCCUGUUUGUUUUCCCUUCGAUUACGGGUAAUGUUGAUCCAUACGAUAAAGUGUUUACCAGUGAGAGUAAAUGGUUUGGCCAAAUAUUUAAUUUCCUAUUUUUCAACGUUUCCGCCAUGAUUGGUAACCUAUUCCCUGAAUAUCUACCCAGCACCAAUAUAUCACCUCAUCGAGUUUGGAUUUAUGUUGUAGCUCGAACCAUUUUUAUCCCAUUCUUUUUCUGUUGUAAUUAUUUAACCGGAGUUCGAAGUUUACCCGUUCUGUUUGGUGAUAUUGCUUUCGCCGUAGGUAUUGUCCUAUUUGGUUUCACCCAUGGUCAAGGGUCAAGUUGGGCUAUGAUGUAUGCACCCAAAUUUGUUGAAGAUAAACACGCUGGAGUCGCCGGUAUGAUAACAGCGUUUUUCCUGGUUAUGGGUCUAUUUGCUGGUGUACACACGGGAUUUGCUGCUCCAUUUAUUGUUCAACUCUAGUUAAUUGUUAUCGAAAAACUGAAAUCAUCUUAGUCUAACAUAUUGAUUAUGCUCAAGCCAAAACUGGACAAAAUUAACUGAAAGUCACCAACAAAGAGCUUAAUCAUAGAAUCCGAUGAAACUUUUAUACUUCAAUAUUGAUUCUCUUAAUCCAAUUUUAAAUCUCUAAUCUUUUCUUAAUUGUUAGUUGCCUUGAGAAACCUCUUUACUAAUCAAAGGUAAAUUGAUUUAUAAAGUACAACAAUCUAUUAAUAUUUAAAACAAAUCUCAAUGUUAUCGAGAGCAACCUAAUCUUUGACAAAUCAACUUUUCUACUUCAAAAAUUUAUUAACUAUCAAAUUUAAAUCAAUUUUUCAUGCGAAACAAAUGAGAUAUGUACUUUUUAUGUAAAUUAACACUUAAUUUGAAUGGGAAAUUAAAAAAUUAUAAUUAAUUAGUUGAA